Messenger RNA from Adelges cooleyi (spruce gall adelgid), 2492 nucleotides. RefSeq names its product adhesive plaque matrix protein-like. Bases 117 to 2225 code for a protein of 702 amino acids. The transcript has 2 exons. The record is from RefSeq and is a predicted model, not a curated record. NCBI's taxonomy places the organism in Eukaryota, Metazoa, Arthropoda, Insecta, Hemiptera, Adelgidae.
GGUUUUUUCGACAAUAUUCUAGCUGGAGACCGUCCAACUUUCUGAAAGAAUAUAUAUAUUAAAGGCGACUCGAUUGGAUAUCCAGUCAAUUGUUCGCUGGACAAGGCAGAGUCAACAUGGCUUCAGCUACUAUGUUUAAAUUAGCUCUUCUCGGCUUCCUAGUCGUAUCUUCCUCAUUGGCGGAAAUCAAAUCCGACAAAAAGGGAAAACGCGCAGCGUUCGCUUUCGGAACCAAGUACUUCGGUUCGUCCACACCGGCUCCGUUCGCCAACUCAUACCCGACUACCGCCGCUCCCUUGAAAUCGUUCUCCUACUCCACGGCGGCUCCAUUGGCCUACAACGACUUCUCGUCCACCAUCGCCCCUGCCGUAAAAUCCUUCUCCGAUGAAGGCUUCUUAGCCGGCUCUACAGCCGCGCCUCCUUUGGCCGGACCCGCGUUUUCCGACGCCGCCGCCUCCGGCUACUCGUACUCGACUCCGGCCCCAUUCGCCAGCUCGACCUUAGCCCCGCAGUACCCGGCAUCUUUUGCUGGUUCUUCGUACCCGACCUCCUAUGCCGCCGGUUUGCAGUACCCGGCCUCAUACGGAUCGCAGUACCCGGCCUCCUUCGCCGGCCAGCAGUACCAGGCCUCCUCCUUCACCGGUUCGUCCACACCGGAACCGGUCCUCCUCAACAGAUCGCCGGCUUUCGACACGGCCUACGGUAGCUACUACGGAAACUCUUAUGGCUCUAACGGCCAGUCUUCUUACUUCGCCUCUUCCACCGCCGCGCCGAGCGGUUUCGAAGGCUCCACGGCCUCCUCCGCUUCCUUCGUCAAGUCGGAAGACGCCGUCCAAGUGAACGCCGCCCCAGUUCCGGCACCCAGCCACGAAGUGCACAUCACCAGGGAAGUCCCGGUACCUUACUACGUGCAAGUCGAAAAGCGAGUGCCAUACCCCGUGCUCGUCCGCGUGCCACAUCCAUACCCGGUCACGGUAGAGAAGCACGUCCCGUACGCCGUUAAAGUCAACGUGGACAGACCCGUACACGUUCCACAACCUUACCCCGUGGAAAUCGAAAAGAGAGUACCGUACCCCGUGGAGAAGCCAGUGCCCUACGAAGUCAAAGUGCCGGUGGACAGACCGUACGCGGUUCACGUGCCAUACGAGAAACCAGUUCCUUACCCAGUCGAGAAGCCCGUGCCGUACCCAGUCCGUGUGAAUGUCGACAGACCGUACCCAGUAGAAAAGCCAGUGCCGUACCCGGUAACGGUGGAGAAAGCCGUUCCUUACCCAGUCGAAAAGGCCGUGCCAUACCCGGUAGAAAAACUGGUGCCGUACCCUGUAGAAAAGCGAGUUCCGUACCCAGUCAAGUACGAAGUGCCAGUAAAGGUACCUGUCCCCUAUGAGGUCAGAGUUCCAGUCAACGUAGAUAGGCCAGUUCCCUACCCGGUAGAGAAGAGAGUGCCGUACCCCGUCCAAGUUCCGGUCGAAGUCAAGGUACCCGUACCCGUCCAAGCUCCAGUCCAACGUUUCGCCACCGUACACUACUAUCAACAUGGCGGUUUCGAAGGCCCUCAAUUGGCCCAAUUCGGUAAAGCCGGAUACAAUGCAGCUUCCGGAAGCGGCGAGUUCUACGGCUCUAACGCCGGCCAGGCCUUUGGCUCCACUGCCGCCCCGGCACUUAACGGUGCCAACUUCUACAGCUCCACUGCCGCCCCGGCACUGAACGGUGCCAACUUCUACAGCUCCACCUCAGCCCCGGCUAGUUUCUACGGCUCCAACGCCGGCUCAUCUUUCACCUCAACUGCCGCCCCCGCGCUUUCCGGUGCCAACUUCUACAGCUCCACCCCAGCCCCGGCUAGUUUCUACGGCUCCAACGCCGGCUCGGCCUUCGGCCCCACCGCCGCCCCCGCACUUUCCGGUGCCAACUUCUACAGCUCUUCCUCCGCUCCGGCUAGUUUCUACGGGUCCACCGGCAGCCCUGCCGGUAUCUUUGGUUCCGGUGUGUCCUCGGACGGCUACUUCGGACUCAACGAAGCCCAGAAGAGCGGUUUGUUCGGAUCGCAGAAUUUCUUCGGUUCGUCCACCCCGGCCCCAUUCGGAGACUUCGGCAAGUCUCUAAAAUCUAACGACGAUGCUUCCGUGUCUUCUGGACAAGAAGCCGUCCAGAUCGGUGGCCAAAAAUCCGUCGAACCAAAAGUCGAGUCCAGCCAAGCAUCCGAAGAACCGAACAGCACAAAGUAAGAGGAAUAUGAGUCUUAGCUGACCAUAAAUCAUACGUCAAAAAGAAAUAGACUGUUUCGCCGAUCAACUGAUGAUAACAGUAUUAUAAUUAGGUACACUUCUUUAUUUUUGUCAGUAAUAAUUAUCGAUAAACUCGACAAAACAGAUAUUAUAUAUGUCAUAUAAAUAUUUUUUUUUAAUAUAAAAAGUUUAUCGAUAUUUGAAAAACCAUUAUGUUAUUUGUGUACAAUUUUUAAUUAUAUAUAAAUAAACUUCCAAAUAAUGUAA